Molecule: messenger RNA, 1116 nt
Organism: Balaenoptera musculus (blue whale)
Lineage: Eukaryota; Metazoa; Chordata; Mammalia; Artiodactyla; Balaenopteridae
Product: testisin-like
Exons: 8
Coding region: 1-1116 (371 amino acids)
Biological process (GO): proteolysis
Molecular function (GO): serine-type endopeptidase activity
Source: RefSeq, a predicted model, not a curated record
AUGGGGGGCAGCCAGGCCCCCAGGGUCGCAGACAAGAAAGGGAUCGUCUGGGUACACUGGCUCCUGGGUCAUAACAAGGGGGCGCCCCAGCCGGGCCUUGGAGCUGGCGGAAGCAGAGGGGGCGCCAGGCGGCGGGAAGAAGAGGCCAUGGGCGCGCAGGUCGGGGCGCUGCUGCUCGCGCAACUGUUGGUGCGGGUCGAAAUCGCGAGGCAGGCGUUGCGGGAUAGGGACCUGUUGCUUCCAGGUUUCGAGAACUCUUCUAUGCUCGCAUGGCCAUGUGGCCAACGGACUGUCCCGACACGCAUAGUGGGUGGAAAGGACGCAGAGCUUGGGCGCUGGCCGUGGCAGGGCAGCCUGCGCCUAUGGGGCUCCCACUACUGCGGAGCAAGCCUACUCAACCGCCGCUGGGUGCUCUCGGCCGCGCACUGCUUCCAAAACAACAGAGAUCCCUAUGAAUGGUCGGUCCAGUUUGGCGAGCUGUCUGCCACACCACCCAUUUGGAGCCUGCGGGCCUACUACAACCGUUACAACGUGGAGCAGAUCUUUUUGAGCCCCAGGUAUCUGGGGUCUGCAUCGUAUGACAUCGCCCUGCUGAAGCUGUCCUCCUCCAUUACCUACACCAAGUACAUCCAGCCCAUCUGUCUCAUGGCUUCCUCCUCUGAGUUUGAGAACCGGACUGACUGCUGGGUGACCGGCUGGGGGGACAUUGAAGAAGAUCAGGCACUGCCAUCUCCCUACACCCUCCAGGAAGUGCAGGUCGGCAUCAUAAACACCACCAUGUGUAACCACCUGUUCUCACUGCCUGAUUUCCGCCGUGACAUCUGGGGAGACAUGGUUUGUGCUGGCGACCCUCAAGGUGGCAAGGAUUCCUGCUUUGGUGACUCAGGUGGACCCUUGACCUGCGAAAUGAAAGGGCUGUGGUAUCAGGUUGGAAUCGUGAGCUGGGGAGUGGGCUGUGGUAGGCCCAACCGGCCCGGUGUCUACACCAACAUCAGUGCUCACUACAAGUGGAUCCGAACGGUUUUGGCCAAAAACACCAUUUGCAGGCCGGACUCUUGCCCAUUGCUGUUGCUCUUCCCUCUGCUCUGGGCUCCCCCAUUCCUACAGUUGGCCUGA